GGGCCCCUCCUGGCGGCCAGCUUGGCCCAGCCCCCCGGAUUAGCGAGGGCCUAAGCCUCUUUGCUGCCGCCGCCCCCGGCAUGGCCCGGCAUGGACACCGGCGGCGCUGAGCGGCGCGGCGGAGAGCUGUGCCUGCAGGUGGGCGACGCGGGCCUGGGCGGCCUCAUCCUGCUGCUGCUGACGGCCCGGCCGGGACCGGGCGAUGGGGCUGCCCGCGGAGACCCCCCCGAGCCCGGCGGGUCGCGGGGGCCCCUGGCACGCUCCUUGCAGCGGGCAGAGGCCAUGCUGCGCAGCGUCACGCCGGGGCUGCGCCGCCUGCUGUCCCCGCGGUCGAGCCGGCGCGGCGACACCGACGAGGAGGACGACGAGGAGGAAGAUGAGGACGAAGCGGCGUCCAUCGUGGUCCCGCUGGAGCAAACCUUCCCGGGGCUGCGCCGCUGCCUCUGCGUCUGGGAGGACCCUCGCACCGAGACCUUCCUGGGCUACGUGCGGCCCCAUCCCAGCGGCGCCGGCGACUUUUCCGAGGACGCCGUGCGGCGGCGCGUGGCGGAGCGCGGGGCCACCCUGCACGCGCUGCUGCAGCACCGCCACCAGCUCCGCCUGGCCCGCGACUUCACCCGACGCCUCAAGGCCUCCUCCGACUUCCUGCGGCGGCUGCAGGAGCCGCCGGGGCCCGGAGAGCUGCGGGAGCUGUGCCUGGAGCUGCGGGCGCACGCGGGGCACUGGGCCGCGCUGCUGCGGCGCCUGCGGACGGACGCGUGGCUGCGGGCGCUGCCGCGGCGCCGGGGCCAGCUGCCCGCGCUGAUGGCCGCGCGCCUGGCCGGGCGGCACGUCGAGGGACGGCUGCGGGAGCUCGGCCGCCGCGGUAGCCCUGCCCCGGCCUCUGAGUGCCUGGCUGACCUCUUCCAGGGGCUGGAGAUCUACAACCGAGUGGUGCGGGGGCUGGCGGAGGAGCUGGGCCCCGAGGUGAAGGCUCCCGGUGCCUUCACGGUGGGCGGGGUGCUGCGGCUGCUGGCGGCCGAGCGGGGCCGGGCCGUGGCCCGGAGGCUCCGGCCGCUCCUGUGGCCCCAGAGUGGGGACAUCAGGGAUGGACGCGUCUGCUGGGAGGACGUGGUGCUGCCGUGGCCACCGGGGCACGGCACGGCUGCGACGGGCACGGGUGUGGACGCGGAACCUUCCGGAACGGAGGCGCCGCCGGCGCUGGCGGCUGAGCUGCAGGCGCUGUGCCAGGAGGACGAGGAGCUGAUGGGACACGUUUUUGGGGCGCUGGUGGCCUCAGCCGACAGCCUGUGGCAGCCAGUGCUGUCAGAGAGCCCCGAGCCGCCGGGGCUGCGGCCGGGCAGCGCGGGCGGCUGGAAGGCCGUGCGGUGGCUGGACGCCGCCCGCGGCCCCGCGGCUGCCACCCUGAGCGCCCGCUACCGCCUGCUGCUCUGGGAGGCUGCGGGCGCCGUGCUGGGGGACACCCCGGGCACCCCCCCUGCCACCCCCAGCGCCACCGUCAGCGCGGCGUGGGAGCUGAGCCGCGCGCUCGCCGUGGCCCGUGUGCCCGCUGAGUGCCGGGAGGAGCUGGGGCGGCUCUGCCUGCAGCUGCUGUGCAGGAGCAUCCUCUGCAGCUGGGACACGGAUUUCACCCGUGCUCUGGGCUCAGGGCUGUCAGACAAGUGCUUGGAGGCCCCGGGGGGGUCCCCAGGGCCGGGGUGCAGCCGUACAGCCCAGCAGCUCCGGUGCCUCUUCCCAGCCCUGGCGCUGGCCCUGCGCUGCCUGCGCCUGCUGCCCGCCCGCCCGCACGCCCCCCCCGGGGGUCUCUGCCUGCGGCUGCAGGUGCUGGGCCGCUGCCUGGCGGCGGUGGCGGCCGCCCACGCGUGGCUGACGGGCCGGGCCGGGCGGUACCUGGCGGCCUGGGCGCUGCCUCAGUUCCUGCUGCUCACCCAGGGAGACCUGCAGGUGCUGAAGGCAGAGGCAGAGCAGCUGAUGCUGCAGGCGAGCAGGACCUUCCCGGAGCCAGGGGACAUUCCUGGGGACAGCCCCCCUGAGCCGCCCCCCAGCCCGGGAUCCCCGUGGGAGCUCCAGCUGUGCCGGCAGAUCCGCGACGUGGCCAACAGCAUCCAGCUCUUCUCCGGGGAUGUGCUCUGGAUGUUCUCCACCAGCUGCAAGCGGCUCUCGGCCGAGAUCUUCGACCAGACGAUGCCGCUGGGCCGGCACUGGCGGCUCGGGCCCCGCGCUGAGCUGCCCAGCUCCCCCAGCGCCUACGCGGCGGCCGCGGUGCAGGCGGUGCUGGGGCAGGUGCUGCAGGGGGCCCAGGCCCUGCCCCACGAUGCCCAGGUGCCCACCCUGGCACGGGUCACCACGGCCUUCCUGGAGGCCUGGAUGGAUCACAUCCUGACCCGCCGGAUCAAGUUCAGGCUCAGACGAAGGCGCCCACCCCCUGGAACCAUCCAUGGACCCUGUCCCUGGCCUGGACCCUCUGGAGGGGCUGGCCCCACUCCCGGGGACGCCCCCGCUGGCUCCCGAGGCCGAUCUCCCGGCCCGGCCCGAGUCCCCGUUCCCGGGCAGCCAGCAGCAGUGGCUGUCCCUGCGGCUGCACCGAGCUCGCCGCUGGCGUGUGCCAGGGCUGCCGUGCGUCGGGAACAGCCCCGAGGGCUGAGCUGGAAUAAACCUGGAAACGCCAUGGCCGUGGCUGCGUCUGUGAGGGGGGUAUUGGGGUAUGGGGGUCUGGCAGCCCUGGGGUGUGAUCCUGGUAUUCCAACUGCUGGUGGGCAGGAUCUAACUGGAGUUUUUGUGGGGAGACCGGUGGGGCUUGGGUGUCCUGGGGGUGCAGCGUGGGAUUCCCUCGGGGUCAUGGGGACACUGCGGGUGCAUAGUUGGGGCUCCAGGGUGAUCCUAGGGAAGGCUGCGGGCCCUUUGGGUAUCCCCGGAGAGGCUGGGGAGGAGAUCAGCGGGCGUAAGGAGGAGCGAGGACUGUGUGGCAGGGCUGGCCGGGGACACCCUGCGGUGUCGCUGUCCCCUCGGGGCCGGUUUGGGCCGGGGGGUCCCUGGAGGACUGAGCCCGCGCGCGUUCCUCCCGCCCGCCAGAAGGCGCUCGCGGCCCCGGCCCCGCCGCAGCUGUCGCAGCGCUGA
Onychostruthus taczanowskii (white-rumped snowfinch) is the source of this 3117-nucleotide messenger RNA. It is a transcript of the gene CCDC142, whose product is annotated as coiled-coil domain containing 142. The transcript has 10 exons. Lineage: Eukaryota; Metazoa; Chordata; Aves; Passeriformes; Passeridae. The record is from RefSeq and is a predicted model, not a curated record. Bases 91 to 3117 code for a protein of 1008 amino acids.